Messenger RNA from Guillardia theta CCMP2712, 917 nucleotides. RefSeq lists its product as hypothetical. NCBI's taxonomy places the organism in Eukaryota, Cryptophyceae, Pyrenomonadales, Geminigeraceae. The record is from RefSeq and is a predicted model, not a curated record. The coding region runs from base 17 to 595 and encodes 192 amino acids. The transcript has 7 exons.
AUUCUGACUCUUCAGCAUGGCCAUGCGGGAUGUACGCUGGGUCGUCACCGUGUUGGUGGCGAUGGCAGCCGCAGCCAUGGCGCAAGAAGCUGAGGGAGAAGGAGAGGAGGCAACAGCAGGAGGCUGCUCAUUCACAGCUACCGUACCUUGGACCUGGAGCGCUCCUGUAGAAGUGGACCUCGCUCAAAGGAUUCAGGCAAAGAGCGAUAAUCCUUUGGCACUGCAUGCUAUCUGUAAAUGCCCGGCAGAAAAAUCCGGGGAUGUCUCAACGAACUGCGAAUGCACUGGGCAGAACGAGGACGACUGUGAUGCCUACUCACGAAUCAUGGCCUACAUAUUUCUUUUCAUGGAGAGAUUUAUGGGCGUUAUCAUUCACAUCAACGACUACUCCCAGAAGUAUCACAUCGAGAAUGUCUUGUUCUGGACGAUCCUGGGAACGAUCUUCUUCUGGUUUGGGAUCGGGGCAAUCUUAUACUCUGAGAUCAAAGCCGUCAUCAUCGCGAGGGAGCGAGAUGAACGUGACAGACUAGUACGUAUCGCAUUCAGAGGCAGGUCAAAAAUGAUCUCUCCUGUCAGGUUAGCAGGGAGUACCUGAAGAAGGAUGAAAUCAAGUGCGAGCAACUCGAAGCUCGGGAGUUGGAGGCAACUCGUCCUCGACCCUACCUCACUAUGACCGGCUUCGCGCUUUUCUGGAUCGGACUUAUGUGCCAGUUUACUCCAUUCUGUGGGAUCCUGGGGAUGAUCUUUCCAGGACUUGAGUUCUUCCAGGGGUUCUGCUUCCUAUUCGUGGUUGUCGGCACUUUCACCCUCGCCCUUAGCGCAUUCUUCCUUGUCGUCGGGCUGUGUUGGUCCUGCACUAGAGGAUACGCAGCUCUUGUCUUCAUUGUCCUUGGCCUGCUGGGGGACUUGGUCAUGUU